Messenger RNA from Schistocerca gregaria, 1079 nucleotides. Its product is annotated as haloacid dehalogenase-like hydrolase domain-containing protein 2. Bases 208 to 906 code for a protein of 232 amino acids. NCBI's taxonomy places the organism in Eukaryota, Metazoa, Arthropoda, Insecta, Orthoptera, Acrididae. The record is from RefSeq and is a predicted model, not a curated record. The transcript has 5 exons. Gene Ontology annotation, biological process: dephosphorylation. Gene Ontology annotation, molecular function: phosphatase activity.
AUUUGGCUGCGAUGAGCUAUGAUGUGCCACAGUCAACGGUGUCGCUGCACGCUGUGUGGAGUUGUGGCUCAUGUUUCUCUCAUUUAUGAAGUCAGUUACAAUAACAUUUUAAGACUCAAUCUCAACCUUCCUCACAACAGAACAGUAUUUUCAUCAACAUCCAUGCCACGCCAUCUCUAUACUGUCAGAUAGGAGCUGUACUGGGGCAUGACAAUAAGGUUGCAACAGAGCAGUUUAUCACUGCGCUUCGUCACAAAUACUACCAAGGAGUCACGGGCACGUCUCCACGGCCGGCUCAUGAAGAUUGGGUUCACUGUGCAGCCCGAGGAUAUCCUGUCCAGCCUGUGGGCGGCCAGAGAACUGGUGGAGCGGCGGGGACUGCGGCCACUGCUGCUGCUGGAUGCGCAGGCCGAGGAGGACUUCACGGGGCUCGGUGCAUAUGGGGAGGAUGAAGCAGACUCCGUUCUGGUCGGCCUGGCGCCGGACAAGUUCAAUUACAAGGAGCUCAACACAGCAUUCAGAGUGUUAAACAAAGGAGGGCCACUGAUUGCUAUCCACCAGGGACGGUACUACAAACGUAGUGACGGCUUAGCUCUGGGUCCUGGGCCUUUCGUGAAGGGCUUGGAGUACGCGACAAAUGUCAAACCUGAAGUAGUCGGAAAGCCGACCGAGCUGUUCUUCCGAACGGCACUGGGAGGAGUUCCUGCUGAUGAAGCGGUCAUGAUCGGUGACGAUGUCCGGGAUGAUAUUGAUGGUGCCCAGCAAGUUGGUAUUCGUGGCUACCUCGUGCAGACAGGAAAAUACCGCCCUGGAGACGAGAAAACUAUAAACCCACCACCACAUUCUGUAGUGCCCAGUUUUGCAGAUGCUAUUGAGAAGAUUCUGGCUGAAGCUGGUGCUUCUUAGCCACCUGAUAAACUGAAGACGCAUCUCAAAAGUGUAAUCUGUAAUUGCGUCUCAGCUGCAUCACUAUUGAAGCAGUUCAGUGGAUAUGAUGAUACCAUACAUAGUGGAAGACUGGUGUUAAGUGUGAUAUACCAGUGAUAUUUACUACAAGAAAUAAAUGGAAAUGAGUGGAA